Gekko japonicus is the source of this 3034-nucleotide messenger RNA. It is a transcript of the gene LRGUK, whose product is annotated as leucine-rich repeats and guanylate kinase domain containing. The record is from RefSeq and is a predicted model, not a curated record. The transcript is spliced from 20 exons. Gene Ontology annotation, cellular component: cytosol. NCBI's taxonomy places the organism in Eukaryota, Metazoa, Chordata, Lepidosauria, Squamata, Gekkonidae. Gene Ontology annotation, molecular function: GMP kinase activity; protein binding. The coding region runs from base 69 to 2579 and encodes 836 amino acids.
CUCAACAGGAUGGCGCGGCCCGGGGUCCCCUGAGGGGCGGCGGCGGGGAGCCCCCUGUCUCUGGCGCCAUGCAGCAGCAGCAGCCCGGCGGCGGCGGCGGCCUCUCGCCGACCAAGACGCUGACGUGGCGGGACCUGGGCGACCAGGCCUCCCGGCAGCGCUCGUGGAUGACGGCCCCCUUCGUCACCUUCUCCUCCCUCCUCGUCGGCCGCCAGGAUGACGACCUCCCCAAGGAGCUGGAGGAGGCGGAGCGGCCCGGCCCGGUCUCCGAGGAGGAGGAGGAGGAGGAGGGCGAGGAGGAGUCCACCGAGUCCGAGCCGGAGCCCGAGCCCGAGCCCAUGGAGGAGGAAUUUGAUGGCGUGCUGGACGAAGACACUGUCGCCGGAGCCCUGCACAACCUGGGCCGUUCAGCCCCUGGCACAGAACAUGUCUACCUCAAUCUCUCGCUGACCGACCGCUUGCUAAGCGAUGUCAGCGUCCUCUCCAAAUACAUUCACCUCGAGAAGCUGGAUCUCUCCCACAACAGAAUUACUGGCCUCUCCUGUGUCAGUCACAUGCCUUACUUGCUGGACUUGGAUGUUUCCCAUAACGAACUGACCACAUACUUUGACUUCAAGCCACCUAAGAAUCUCCAGGUAGCAAAUUUUUCGUGCAACGAGAUCCCAGCAAUGCGAGACCUUUCCGCCUACCAGUCACUUAGAAAACUCAUCCUGGACAAUAACAAGAUAGAGGAGAUCCGGGGCCUGGAGAAGUGUCAGAGCCUGACUUACCUCAGCCUGGCGAACAACAAGAUCACGGCGAUCUCCGGCCUGCAGAAACUGCCCAUCAGAACCCUCUGCUUGAAAUCCAACCUGAUCGAAAAGGCCGUUGGCUUGGAAGAGCUGAAAGGCCUGAGGACCUUGGACCUGUCCGGCAACCGGAUUAGUAGCCUGGAGGGUCUGGAGGAGCAUAACCUGCUCGAGGAGAUCAACCUGGAAGACAACCAGAUCAGUGAGCUGGGGGAGCUGGAGUACGUCGAAACCCUGCCCCUCCUCAGGACACUCAAUUUGAUGGACAAUCCCGUGCAGCAACAGCCUGAUUAUUGGUUCUUGGUCAUUUUCAUGCUUCUCCGGCUUACGGAGCUGGAUCACAAGAAAAUCACCGUGGAGGAAAAGGUUGCGGCUGUGAACAAGUACGACCCUCCCCCAGAAGUGGUGGCAGCCCAGGAUCACAUGACCCACGUCAUGUACAGCAUGAUGCAGCCGCAGCGGAUCUACGACAGCACUUUGCCAAGCCUUGACGCUCCUUACCCCAUGCUGGUGCUGACCGGUCCACUGGCCUGCUGGAAGCGGGAACUUUGCCACAGGCUCUGCAGGAAGUUCAACAACUAUUUCAGAUACAGCCCCUGUCACACCACAAGGACAGCUUAUUUUGGAGAAGAAAAUCGUUUAGAUUACUAUUUCGUGUCCCAGGAGGAGUUUGAUAAGAUGUUGCGGAUGGGGAAGUUUAUUACCACUUUUAAAUACAGAGACUUUCAGUACGGACUCGGCCGAGAAACUAUUGAUUCUAUCGCUCGGGAAGGGCUUGCGACCUGUGUUCAUAUGGAAAUAGAGGGGGUGAGAAGCCUAAAGAAUUCCUACUUUGAACCCCGCUACAUCCUGUUGAUCCCAAUGAACAAAGAAAAAUACGGGGGUCACCUGCGGAGGAUGGGCCUCUUCAGCAGACCGGAGAUCGAGGAAGCUGUCCAGAGGGUGGACAUGUACAAGAAAGUGAACCAGGGCUACCCAGGGUUCUUCGAUGCGGUCAUCAACGUAGAUAACUACGAUGAAGCAUUCACCAAGCUGGUCCGCCUCAUCGAGGAAUACCUGGGACUGGUGAAGCCUGCGGAGUCAGAAGCGACAGUUCCUGCAGCAGACAGCAAAGCAGGUCCAGCUCCUGAAAAAACGGCAGACAAAAAAACGGCAGCCACCGUCAAAGGCAACGAUGGUGUAGCCCAGGGGUCCACGACAAGUGAAUUCUUGGAUUCAUCAGCCAGGAAUUACGCUGCCAGAAUAUCAGCCAAGCUUUCGGAACAAAAAACACCAGUGGAAGAGGCCUCUCUGCAAAGGCGGCAACAGAUGGCUCAGCAGGGACUGAUGGGGAAAGCGUCUAGCGGCUACUCCCAACUCUUUCUAUGGGACGGCACCAGCCCCGCACUGGCAGCCGGCACGUAUCUGGAGCCCGCCUCUGGCACCCCCCGAGGCAGCCUCAGUCCGCAGCACGCUGGCUCCUCAGACCGCAGCCUCCAGCCUGCCAGCCCUGGCCAAAGCACCAAAGACUCACGAUCUCCAGCUCGGGUAUCCCACGGCUCAUCGGGCGUAGUGUUUUCAUCCAGCAGUUCGUCCGGCAAGACAGUCCUCAGUGUUUCACCAGGCGACGUGGCCGAUGGCGAACACGUGGAUGGAAAAGAGCUGGACGUUCCUCCCGUCAUCAAAGAGAAGAAGCCACCGAAAUCCAAGACUGCCUCCCCUCGCCUUCCCCAAGUCACCAUCCGGCCGGGGUCCAACACCAAAGCCGUGCUCCCUCCCAUCCCGUCGGGACAGAAAAAGACAAACCCGUAGUGGGGCCGCUACACCUUUCCCCAGCUGCCUCGCUCGUAGUUGUCCCCCUCCGGUCUGUCCCCCUCCACGAAAAAUCUGCACGAAACUUCUCCAUUCCUGAUGGCCCAGGGUGGAUUAGUCUCUCCUGGAACACAGGUCCUGAUCUGCUUGGAACAUCUCUUGGGUGGAGCAGGCCACGCAUAAGAGGUGCAGAAUCCCUUGGCGAGGGGAGAACGUGGCUACGCCUAACAAAGAUUAGCACCUUCGUUUUCCUAGUAGCGCGAAAUAUUCGUCCGCCCUCCUUUGGAAAGGUCCGAAGUUGCCCUUUAGGCACCCGUGGCUUCCCUGUAGCUGUUUCAAGGCCGGGGGCAUCUGGGUUGGGGAUUGGCUUGUGUUGUAUAGACUGACGAUUUUUGUAGUGCUACGUUUUUCCCUGAAGGAUGAAACGGUUUAUUGUGUUUCUAUAAAGUAACAGA